AUGAGUGCACUGAAUAAGGAAUCAUCACAUUGUGAUCUGUGCAGGCUUCUGUGCCACGUUCUGAAGGAUAAAGCCACAACACCGAAUGAUCUCUUGCGCUUUUUCAGGGUUGGUUCAACUAUCCGAGUUAACAAUCAGCAGUUACCCGCCAUUCUCUCGCUAUACGCUUUAGCAGGCAAGGAGAGAUUGUACAAUGCCAACAUCCAGCUUGGUCAUCCGAAGCUCCCAGAUGCGGGCGAUGCGAGACAUGUUAGCGUUCUGACUGGGUGGUUACGGAAUUGCGAUCGCGAUCAUGAAUGUAUGCCUCUUGGUAACCAAUCAUUUUUGCCAACACGACUCCUCGAUGUCAACUUCAGUGCGACAAGCUGUCGCCUGAUUUCCGACACGAACCAGCUCGGUCAGAAUUCCAAGUACCUGGCCUUGUCUCAUCGAUGGGGCACUCAUCCCGAUCCUUCUCUGGCUACGAAAAUCGUCUGCACCUAUGAAACGAACAUACAGAGGCUAGCUGAGGGAGUCGAGGACUCGGAUUUCCCGCCGCUCUAUCAAGACGCAAUCAGCGUAGCUAGGAAACUGGGCGUACGCUACUUAUGGAUCGACUCACUGUGCAUCAUUCAAGCGGAGCCAGGAAACCCGAACGACAGAGAUCAGGGACGAGAUUUUCUGAGAGAAGCAGGCAAGAUGGAGCUUGUUUUCUCUUCCGCAUACGCAACCAUUGCUACAACUUGUGCCGGGUCACCUGCGGAACACUUCCUCAAACGCCGGCCCAAACGACAGUUUGCCACUAUUCCGACCGAACGUGGCCCAUACUACCUGGCUGAAGUGAUUGACAAGUUUUCCGAAGAUGUCGAUCGGUCGGAACUCAACAGCAGGGGAUGGGUAUUUCAGGAGCGUGCUCUUUCUCGGAGAACAAUCUACUUUGCUGAGAAGCAGACGUACUGGGAGUGCGGGGAGGGUGUGCGAUGCGAGACACUGACACGAACAGAAAACACCAAAAGCUCUGUCCUCGGCGAUGCCAACUUUCCGUUUGCCCUGCCAGACUUCGACAAAGGCAAACGUAUCAAGCUCUACCAAACACUCUACGAACGAUAUACCAGACUGACCUUUACGUAUCCCACCGACCGUCCCAUCGCGAUCAGAGGCUUGGAGACCCGACUCCUACGUGCUCUUCAAACCUCAGGCGGAUACGGCGUAUUCCAGCUGUAUCUCUGCCGAGGUCUGCUCUGGCAACGUGAAGGGCCGAGCCUGACGCGAAUUGACUUCUCCAAGAGCCCCGCCAGAAAUGCGUACGAGUUUGUGCCCUCCUGGUCGUGGAUGGCAUACGACGGCCCAAUACGAUACAUGGAAAUUCCCGCUGCAGCCGAGUGGGCGGCCUGGAAAUCUGAUGUCAUAUCUCCAUGGGAGUGUGGUGGUGCAGACGACGGAGCAGAGCCUUUUGAGCUGAGAGUACUUGUCCGUAAUGUUGUAGGCUUUGCGCCGGGAGGUCGUGUCUUGCUGGAUGAACCGAACCGCACAUCCAAACUCGACUUGAGGUGUGUUGUGGUUGGCUCAAAACGCGCGUCUGAUCCGAUGCAGGCAGAGGUGUACUAUUCGCUCAUCGUAACGAUCCUGGAUGGCGAGGAGCAUAUUUGUCAGAGGGCCGGGGUUGCGUUUCUGGAAAGGCGCCAUAUCGACUGGCAGAGCCAAGCAGUAGCGAUGCGUGUUCGCUGA
Pestalotiopsis fici W106-1 is the source of this 1707-nucleotide messenger RNA. RefSeq lists its product as uncharacterized. NCBI's taxonomy places the organism in Eukaryota, Fungi, Ascomycota, Sordariomycetes, Amphisphaeriales, Sporocadaceae. The transcript is spliced from 2 exons. The coding region runs from base 1 to 1707 and encodes 568 amino acids. The record is from RefSeq and is a predicted model, not a curated record.